CCCACCCAACCCCCCUCUCUCUUUCCCAAACCCUUUUCCAUCUCCGAAGAAGUAUCGUGCUCCUGUUCUCCUCCUUCGCCCCCAGCUAUUUCUUCAUCUCUUUUUCUCUUUUUUGUCCACCAUUUCCCUUCUAUCUUCUAAAUUAGUUAGCUUAUACAAUAUUGUGAUGAAGUAUUCUCUCAAUGAUGGACCAUUUUUCAUAAAAGUAUUAUUAAUGAGGUGUGCAUUAUUUUCAAACAGAUGUUGCAAAAUAGUUAAGAGCGUACAUGGUCUCUUUUUACUUAACUUUAUACACAUGUAGUUUUGUUUGUGACCAGACAAAAUGGAAGAUGGUUUUCUUAGCUACUCCAGGAAGUUGAUUGCAUCUACAUUCAAAUUAUGCUCUUCACUAUGACUUUAAAUUAAAGUAUAGAUAUUAUAUUAUCUAUUUAUUUAAUGAGUGCAAUAAAAGCUUUCUUUUUUGUAUGGUUUAGUAUCGUUCUUAUCAGUUUUGUAAUAUUAUUAUAAUCAUUGUUUGAAUACUUCGUUAUUAAUGAUCAUCUCUACAUAGCUAUUUCUAUAUAUCAUAUGAGUUUUGCAGACAUGGGAUUAACAUGAAGUUUGACAAACUUAUUGGUCCUUGCAAUUGUCAAGGUAUGACGAAAGGAACAUGAUGGUCUUGUGAAGAUGAUGGUCUUAUGAAGAAGAUUGCCAACUGGUUAAUGUAGAUUAGUCGGCAUUGGAAUGUUGGAAUGUGUUGACAUCUGGCUUGUAAAUGAUAUUGUUUGUUUCUUUUGGAUUAGUUGGCAUUGAGAUUUGAGAUGUUAGAUUGUAUAUGACAUUUGGGUUGUAAAUGAUAAUGUUUGUUCUCUGUUGGAGCACUUUUCAUUUCAAUUAAGAAUCAAAGACAUGUUUCGAUGACUAUUG
Cuscuta epithymum is the source of this 906-nucleotide messenger RNA. Lineage: Eukaryota; Viridiplantae; Streptophyta; Magnoliopsida; Solanales; Convolvulaceae. The record is from the annotation of a GenBank genome assembly.